UUAUCCUGGAGGGACGAAACACGACAGAAAAGUAAGGCUGACGGGGCACCUAUAUGCUUCAGCAAAUAGACGAACCGUUCUUCUCAAAGGUGCCACAAUCACAAGACAACGGUUCGGGUGGUGGUAGUCUUACUGUUCGUAUUAGAAAAUACUGUUUGCUGGAUCAUAGUCAACUUCUCUUGCACCGCUCUCUCGAGUCAUCGACAUAGAUACCAUGACCAAGAACUCAAUGGCACGUACCAAUAAGCCAAAGAAGGAGGCCAAGGGCACUGUGCGUGACGAAGCUGGCGGGGAAAUUGUUGAUAGCUUUACAACGAACGACGUUGUUCUCGGGAAGGGCAACGGGAUCAAUUGUUUACCGGGCAACGUUCGGUUCCGAAAGGUUAUUGACAAAUUUAAAAGGCUCUAUCACGAAGCGAAGCGUAGUCAAAAGUACACCGUCGCGGAUCGCGUGCUGGACGAACUGAAUCAGCUUUCACCGCCCGCUCGGUUUCUCGAAUACCAAGAAGACGAAAGGUUCUUACCAGUCUCACGCAGGCGAGCCCGAGAAAAGACCUGUCAGGCCUUGCGCGAGAAGAAGGGCGUUGCCAAGCAUUCCCGAAACGCCAUGCACCACCUUUACACGAAGAGUUCGCUUUAUGCGCUCAUGAAACCAGCCAUGGCUUCAGAACCCGCAACUGAAGUGAAGCAAAAGGAUACAGCAGCCAAGGAUCUGGGCGAGUAUGGUAUCGCCAAAGCGCCGGCCAAAAAGUCCCGCGCAUCGUCUUCGUUCGACCCCGUUGUCGUCCUCGAUCUUACCAAGCCUGACCCCUCCAAGACGAAUGCCGAGGCCACUUCCCCGUCUCUCGGAAAAACUCUCGGGACACAGCCUUCUUUCAUCGCCAAGCCGAAUGCUUUCACCUGUGACGGCAUCGUAAAAUCUAUAGGAGUCAAUGAUGUCCUCUACGGUGGUCGUGGUCGAACGCACUUUUUCCGUGAUGCCAACCAGCGUUACCAAACCCUUAUCAAGGAGUCGUGCGAGUCCUACCGGAAGUCUUUGUCCAAGCAGAGGAUCGGGCUAGCCAUCAUUGAACAAUGGGCACGUCAGGAGCCUACCGGUCGCUUUCUUCAACAGAAUGAUGCGGGAAUAUGGCAAAUCAUGCCAGAGGCAAGGGUCCUGGACAAGACCUGUCAAGCUCUAAGGGACUGCAAGCGCACCCUGGUCACCAAGUUGGCCCCGGCGGCUGCAAGCGUCUCGGAUGAUUCGGUGGAGAGCUCGAAAAACAACGCACCAGAAGCCAAGACCGUAAACGGGGAUGACGACGGCUAUGGUGCGGCUUUGCGGCAUUCGAAUCGGGGUGAUGUCGAGACUGCGGCUAUCCUCACCAUGCUCUGCGGUGGGCAAUCAUGA
Messenger RNA from Phaeodactylum tricornutum CCAP 1055/1, 1390 nucleotides. RefSeq lists its product with no specific name. Lineage: Eukaryota; Bacillariophyta; Bacillariophyceae; Surirellales; Neidiaceae. Bases 215 to 1390 code for a protein of 391 amino acids. The transcript has a single exon. The record is from RefSeq and is a predicted model, not a curated record.